UGUGGCUCAUCAGAAGCCGGGUAGGAUAGAAAACCUACUGGAUAGUAGCCCUCCAGGACCGGAGUUGAAGACCCCUGUGCUAGAUCCAUUUAAGUAAACUCUGAGGGAUUUGGUACAAAAGACAGACCUACCACCAAAUCUUCCCUCCACAGAGGUGGAUAGUUCCGGUCCAGAGAGUAAAAGUCCAGUCCAGGAGUUUGUUUCAACCAACCAGUUGAGUCCUCUUUGACUGUGACUCUUUAUAUUCAACCAGUUGGUGGACAGUUAGUCUCUGUACCUUUAAGAUACAGGCAGUGUGUUCUUAGACUGAAGAGAAAUUUAAAACAGAAACAUCAUUUCAGGUAAUAGAUAAGCUUUAUGACUUGUUAGUUUCACCAUGUAACAUCUUCUGGAACAUCGAUUUUCCUUUUUUUUCCACAUAAUAUUUGUAAAAAUGUAUUUUCCUUUAAAAGAUAGAGCUAUACCUCCAGUCUUAAUUAUUUUUGCUGUUCUAUCGGUGGACGGUUUUAUAAUUUUAAGUUAUCUUUGUGUUUAACAUUCUUACCUAUUUACAUGAAGGUAUAACGGUACUAAACGCGAUCAUGCAAUAUUUGCUUUUUGAAAUCAUCUCGGGACAUGUUUUUGUAAAACUUGAAAAUAAUACCUAAUGUUUAAGCGUUCUUAGUGCGGAUGGUUCGAAUUUUGGUUCGAAUUUACUUCUUUUCUCUAAGUGAAAAUGUGUGAAGCACUUAUUCUAAAAACUGAAGCAGCUUCGCAAACAUUCAGCUGAUUCAGUCUAGUAUAUCAAUUGUUUAUCGUUCUUAACAUUUGAAUGUUUUACUGUAAAUUUCUGGCAAUAAAUGAAUGAGCUGAACAGGAUCCCCUGAAACCGUGUACGCUGGAGUUAUGGCGAAUAGUCGAAUUACUCCUCCUGGAAAUAGUGGAAAAAACUCACUCAUACCAAUAUUUGAGUCGUGUUUAUAUAUUACUUGAACCCGAAAGCAAGUAAGAAUAUAGCAAAUACCAGUGCGAUUUUCCGGUGUGGCACCGGCUGUGCGUUCAGUCAUAAACAUGACUUUCAGUUUCUUUCACGCCCUUCUCUCUUUGAUCUGAGGUUUGAAACAAGCACUGAGGUUUUGUCCACCUGCAGCUGCUGCAAACAGACUCCAUGCCGAACGCUGCUGUAAUGCCAGUAAAUGUCCACUGGAGGGUCACUCUGCACCAUUGUGUGCAGUGUUUGUACUUGGGGAUUUUUAAUGUCUUUUUUCAUGUUAAUGUGUUGGUCUUUUUUUUAUUUGAACUUUUACAAUACAGAGCAAUGAUAAAACAAAAUAUAGGCCUACAAUAAUAAAUAUCGUACAUGUUUAUGCUAAUGGCGUGCACUAUAGUACCGUUUAAUAGAAUAAAUGCGCGACUCGUCUAAACCUAUGAAUAAAAAGUACCCCCACCCUUCACUGCGCAAUUCCUUUAGGAUAAAUAAGUUUAUCACUCUGCCCUUGCAUAUGUGAGGCCAUUAUCGUGGGGCAGUAGUUUGAAUUUCAGUUUUAAACUAUUUUGUCAACUGAAAACUGCAAAUCCUAUCGAUUGUACCUUAACGAUAAAGAAUUACCUCUUUCUUCUUUAGCCGAAAAUCCUUUCAAUGUAGUUUAUAUAUCGGUCCGUGAUGUGUCGACAUUGCUUAGCAUUACAUCAGCAGUGGAUACACCGGCUUACCAAAUGGUUGAAAUAUUCAAAAUGAAAUAACUCUUAACUGCAUUGACAAAACACUCAAGCUCGCCGAUGAUUUUUGUAACCGGGAAACCUACUGUUUAGCCAAAUCUUAACUGUUCCAUUAGGCUCGAUCUAUCAACAGUUUUUCACGCAUUUCCAUUUUGCUUAUUUGCUUAAUCCUUUCCCAUCUAUUGCUGUAAACCAAGUGAGUGAUUACAGCAAUGCAGCAUGUUAAAAAAUCGUGAAAUUAAUCUUUCAUUUACUAAAACGUUACGACGGGGCCGUUUUAUGGAAAAGCCCAGACCUUGAUGGGAGGAGACCGCGGUCACAAGUUCAGGCGGAUGACAUUGUGUUGUACUUUCUUAGUACGUGGCCACCGUGACACGCUUGUUGUAGCUCCCAGCUUAACCGCUAGUGUUUUGUUUUUUUUGGGGGGGGAAAUUGAUCAAAUAGGAGUCCGUAGUCCAAAGGAGGUAGGUGGGCUUUAGGUCGGAGUCGCGAUCCUGAAUUUUCCAAAUGCGCGGUGUUGUUGAGAUGCGCUCUUCGUGUAUUAUCUCAUUUAUCUGUGUGCGAUGACGCUUCAGCCAAAGAGAGGCUGUUCCUGAGGGCAGCGGACACCCCAGCUGCAGCCAUGGAUGGAUCGGCUGCGAUCAUACUGAUUUCUGCGGCAAUGUUUAUCGGCUGUUUUCUUCUGGGUUUGAUCCCGCUCAUGAUAAAGCUCUCGGAGCAAAAGCUGCAGCUGGUGAGUUUGCUGGGAGCGGGGCUGCUGUGCGGGACGGCGCUGGCCGUCAUCAUCCCGGAGGGAGUGGAGCUUCUGCAGGACGCCUGGCGGGGAAGUGCGCCUCUCUGUAUCAAGACUGCACUCAAUGACAGCUCCAGUGGCCCCCUGCUGUCCGGGGAGCCAAAUGCCAAAAGGGGCGUGCCCCCUCCCAUUUUCAUCGGAGUGUCCCUGGUGGUGGGCUUCUGCCUGAUGUUUGUGGUGGACCAGAUAGGCACCUACUGCUCCACGCACGACCCCCGGACUGGCAUGACCAGCAGCACCAGCAUCACCGCCACGCUGGGACUGGUCAUCCAUGCCGCAGCUGACGGCGUCGCUCUGGGUGCAGCUGUGGCCUCAUCUCAGGUCUCUGUUCAAGUCAUCAUCUUCUUUGCUGUUAUCCUGCAUAAGGCACCCGCUGCCUUUGGCCUGGUCUCCUUCCUCGUACACGCUGGCCUGGAGAAGAGGCGGAUCCAGAUGCACCUGCUGGUGUUCUCGGUGGCGGCGCCUCUGCUGGCCAUCAGCACGUACUUCAUCCUCAGCGCGACGGGUGGCUCAUUGCAAAACCGCCUUAUUGCCACCGGCAUCGGAAUGCUCUUCUCUGCUGGGACCUUCCUGUAUGUGGCGACCGUACAUGUUUUACCGGAGAUCAGCAGCAGGGGGCAGCACCACCACCACACCGUUACCUACCAGCAGGGAGGCCUUGGGGUCCUGGAGAGCCUCACUCUCCUCACUGGGGCAGGACUUCCUGUGCUCCUGGCCCUGGGACUCCACGACAGCUGAGGUCACUGAUGUGAUUGGCAGGUUUUUUUUUUACCAUUUCUUUAUAUUUGUCUUCAGUUAGAGCAAGACACCAGCCAAACUCCUAUUUCUAAAGAUAAGUAUUUAUUCAGGAAUUGAGUAAUGUGACUUGGACCAGGAAAACGAGGCAGUGAUCGCAGUUUAAUGCUCCUGCCCAUAAUGAGAUUUAUCCGAGAUUUAAAGGACUUCCUGAAUUCAGAGUUCCGCGUCUCAUGGGUGGCGUGUGAAGCCCAGGACCAGUCCUACACUUUUCACGGGUUCUAAGCAAAACGUUUAACUGUGAAAUAAGUUUGCUGGGUGGCGGGGUUAGCUCAGGCACGCCUGCUCUGGUGCAGCCUUUGUCCGUCCGGGAGCAAACCAGAGCUUGAGCCCAUCGGAGCUUUAUUGGCUUGUUUUCUUGUCUUUGUACUUCCCAAAGACUUUUUAAGGUACAUGGAUAAUUGCUAAAGGGUUUUUAGCAUCUUCAGUGUCAGAUUAAUAUCCUGUUGGGUAUUUGGGCCAUAUUGCUAUCAUUCUAACAAGGACUUUCCCUGUAAAAAAAAAAAAAAAAAAAAAAAAAACGUAAACCUUAUUGUAAACUUGCUCAGCCCUGGAAACUGAAGCUGGGUUUACUUCCUGCCCAUAAUAAUAGCACACGAUUGUCUGGUCCCUUGGCUGUUUCAGCUUGGGUGAAAGGAAAUAUUGUACUUUUGAUAGACCUGUAUAAUCAUCGAAACUGGGAUGGUUAUAGCAUCAAAUUUCAGACCUCUAUGCUUAGCCUUUUAGUACUAUUAUUACUUUCAUAGCAUUUCAUUGGCUAUUAUCUUUUUAAACCCAAUUGAUUCACUUGGGGCUCUAUUCAGUCCAUGAAAACACUGCAUUUUACUAGUUCCCUGCCAUUGCAGCCUAGAGUGCAGUUCUGCAGUGCCAGCACCUUAACUGUGGUUAUGGAGGUUUACAGUUUUAUUACCGGCUUCUUGUUUCACUUCCCGUCCCGGUGUGAUUCUGAUGCUUUCUUGAAGUAGAUUCUUUUUCCAGUAUCACCCGCACAAUGUUUUUAUUCCCCCCAUUUAAUUUGAACCCUGGUAUUCACACAUCUCCUUAUCAGAGUGCUGGAAACUGCCAAAAUUAUCAUUUCACUUAGGAGGGGGGAUGUUUUUGUUCAGAUUUUUUAAAUCGUCAUAGAAUAAAUAUCCAGAUCAUUGCA
Messenger RNA from Brienomyrus brachyistius, 4433 nucleotides. RefSeq names its product zinc transporter ZIP9. NCBI's taxonomy places the organism in Eukaryota, Metazoa, Chordata, Actinopteri, Osteoglossiformes, Mormyridae. Gene Ontology annotation, biological process: transmembrane transport; zinc ion transport. Gene Ontology annotation, molecular function: metal ion transmembrane transporter activity. The record is from RefSeq and is a predicted model, not a curated record. Gene Ontology annotation, cellular component: membrane. The coding region runs from base 2321 to 3229 and encodes 302 amino acids. The transcript is spliced from 7 exons.